GUGGGGGAAUUCUGGCCUCGAGUUUUGUUUUAGGAUUCAAUUUGAAAUGGAGAGGCUGACAUCACGUUCUGGUUUCACAGUGGACAGGAUUUAAAAAGCAGGGCUAAGAGUCGAUCGCAGCAAAGGAGGAGAAAGGUCAAAGACAUCAGCAUCACCAUCCUCAUCGUCAUCUUUUCAACCGAGAGCAUCAUGAAGACUCUUUGCUUCACUCUGGGGCUGGUGCUGCUCACCGUCUGCUGCUGCAAUGCCAUACCUGUAGCAGUGAAUGACAUCAAACCUAUACGCUGCUGCUACAGAUUUUCUGAACGCGAUUUACCAUUAAAGCUUGUGUCUGACAUAACCAAGACCCGCAGAUCCUGUGCGAGGCCGGCAUUCAUAGUCCACACUGUCAGAGGAAAACAAAUCUGCUACAGUGAGACUUUCCCGUGGGCUGUGAACGUCUACAAACAGCUCCAUGAAGCUCAAGGCAGCGGUCAGCAGCACUGAGAACAAGUUGUUCUGUAAUACUUUAUUAUACAAGUGUUUGCAGGCUUGAAAGCAUAAGUACUACAUCUUUGUAUUUAAAUAAAAUGUU
Molecule: messenger RNA, 574 nt
Organism: Toxotes jaculatrix (banded archerfish)
Lineage: Eukaryota; Metazoa; Chordata; Actinopteri; Toxotidae
Product: C-C motif chemokine 4-like
Exons: 3
Coding region: 190-486 (98 amino acids)
Biological process (GO): positive regulation of GTPase activity; lymphocyte chemotaxis; G protein-coupled receptor signaling pathway
Cellular component (GO): extracellular region
Molecular function (GO): CCR chemokine receptor binding; chemokine activity
Source: RefSeq, a predicted model, not a curated record